GUGCGCGAGUGGUGAUGCUGGAUGGGGGAGCCGCUGCCGCCUGGGCAUUGACAGCCAGACAGCAGAAUGGAGACCAAGUGCUGCAGCCCGUCUCUAUGGUGCUCCAAGUCAGCCUUGUACACAUUCCUGCUAGGAGGAGCAUUUGUUACCUUGGGUUCAAGUCGUAUUCUCCUGAUGAAGUAUUCCGCCAAUGAAGAUAACAAAUACGAUUAUCUUCCUGCAACUGUGAAUGUGUGCUCAGAGCUAGUUAAACUGGUGCUAUGUAUGACAGUGGCACUGUGGAUAACAACAAAAGAGGGACGUUCAUAUAGUGACUUUGGAUGCACCUCAUGGAGGGAGUUUUGUAACUACAUGAAGUGGUCAAUUCCGGCCUUUCUGUACUUUUUGGAUAACCUGAUAGUUUUCUAUGUAUUGUCCUACCUCCAACCAGCCAUGGCUGUAUUAUUCUCAAAUUUUAUCAUUAUAACAACAGCGCUCCUAUUCAGGAUAGUGUUAAAACGGCAGCUCUCCUGGGUGCAGUGGGCAUCUCUACUGAUUUUAUUCCUGUCCAUCAUAGCCCUGACUGCAGGGACCGGAAGCUAUCAGCACAGCUUGGCCACACACGGGUUUCAUCAUGACAUGUUUUUCAGCUCCUCUAAUCGUUGCCUUCAGUACACCAGGCCGGAGGAAGAGUGCUGGGGAGGAGACAACUGUACGGAAACAGGGUUCUUUCCCAGCUUCAAGUGGAAUGUCACUGCUACCACUGCAGGAGCAUUGAAACCUCUCCGCCUUGGCUUGGGCCAUCUGCUGAUAAUAGUGCAGUGUUUCAUCUCUGCUUUGGCCAACAUCUAUAAUGAAAAGAUCCUGAAGGAAGGGGACCAGCUCAAUGAAAGUAUAUUUGUGCAGAACAGCAAGCUAUAUGUCUUCGGGGUGCUGUUCAAUGGGUUGAUGCUGGGCCUGCGCUCUGAGAACCGUUGGCAGAUAGAGUACUGUGGCUUCUUUUAUGGCCACAAUGUGUUCUCUGUAGCUCUCAUUUUUGUCACUGCCUUCCUGGGGCUGUCCGUGGCCUUCAUUCUGAAGUUCCGAGACAACAUGUUCCACGUCCUGACUGCACAGAUCACCACCGUGAUCAUCACCAUUGUGUCCAUUGUCAUCUUUGACUUCAAGCCUUCUCUGGACUUUUUCUUGGAAGCACCUGUGGUGCUUCUUUCCAUAUUUAUCUACAAUGCCAGCAAACAUCAAGGCUUGGAAUAUGCCACUCAGCAGCAGAGGAACAAACUCCUCGGAUGGAGAGGAACUUGAGAGACUGACCAAAGCAAACAGUGACAUUGAUACAGAUGAAGAUGCCUUCUAGCAUGAGCUUGUGCAACUGAGUGCUGGGUAUUCUCCAAGAGAACAGUGUUGGUAUCUUUUUAAACUAUGGGAUAGUCUUUUUUCUAAGUGCAACAGUUAAAACUGUUUGGAUGGUUUUGUGAUUCCAGAGGAUGUGUAUUGUGUUUUUAAGUUGUGCAAAUAAAACACAUCUCCAAGUUCAGAAUAGGGUGUGUCCAGGUUUGGGGCUGGGAUGUCCGAUGAGGAAAAAAUGAGUAAAGCCCAUUGGAUUUCAGAAGUUGACAAGGAAAACUAGAGAAUUAUCAGUUCGAGCCUUAUAUAUUAAGGGUUUUUUUUCCUCUUCUCACACUAGUGUAAAUCAGCAGUUAAUUCCAGUGCAGUCAAUGAUAAACUGAUAAUAAAAGUUAUGAGAGAGAGAAGUUCGGCCCUAGCUUAAUGAUUUGGGUCACAUGGGUGCUGUAUUAUGUAUAGUAAUCCAGAACACUCGGUGUCCUCAAUUGUACGUGUUUGCCUAUCAUACACUAGGGUUGUAUAGGGAUAAUAUUUCUCACUGGUGAAGGGCCUGAUCCUGUAAACCUCAGAUCCAUGAUCCUGACUCAGUUGAGAAUAGUCCCAUUGAAUGGGCCCCUAACAUUUGUAAAGUGCUUUAAAGAUAUGAAGUGUUAUAUAAGUGCUAGGUAUUCUUAUUUCCAGGGCUACAUGUUCAUUGGUAUCAUGCACCCUUCUGCAAUUUGAUUAAGGGAUGAUUCCACAGCUGCAGAAUGAGUUUCCUCAUUUCUGCAGUGAUUUGCAGGCACUGCUGCUCCUAUGUGUCCUGUGGAACAUUACACCCAAUUAUAAAUAUGUUCUGUUUGUUUGGUAACGUGAUUAGUGUUGCACAGUGGCAGAGAAGCUUUCUUGAUAUUCAGAAUACAAGCUUUUAAAUAAACAGAGGGUUCAUAUACUUUCCUUUGGGGAAGUAAUUUCAUUCUUACUCUACCUGGAAUUGCAGUUUGCCCAUCACAAGACAUCAGGGAUUUUCAUUCUAGUUCACUAUAAAAGUAGUUACCUUAUGUCCAAAUUCACUGUAAGUGCAUUUCACCAUAUCUGUAAAUACAGUGUUUUAAAUCUAAAAAGAUAAACUUGACCCAAAAUUUAGAUUUUUGUAAAAAGCUUAAAAAAAAACAACCCUAAGAAAUAUUUCUGUAGUCUUAAAAAAAUCAGAUUAGUAGGUUCUGUUUAGAUCAACAUUUUUCUGCAUUGUUUGCAGCUCAGAUGCUACAAAACUGCGCUAGUGUGUGGGGUGGUCUAGAUCAGUGGUCUCCAAACUUUUUUGAUCGCGCACCCCUAUCAGUAAAACAAUU
Messenger RNA from Terrapene triunguis (Three-toed box turtle), 2654 nucleotides. It is a transcript of the gene SLC35A5, whose product is annotated as solute carrier family 35 member A5. Gene Ontology annotation, molecular function: pyrimidine nucleotide-sugar transmembrane transporter activity. NCBI's taxonomy places the organism in Eukaryota, Metazoa, Chordata, Testudines, Emydidae. Gene Ontology annotation, biological process: pyrimidine nucleotide-sugar transmembrane transport. Gene Ontology annotation, cellular component: Golgi membrane. The transcript has 7 exons. Bases 67 to 1281 code for a protein of 404 amino acids. The record is from RefSeq and is a predicted model, not a curated record.